AAGAAUAUGUCAACAACUCAAUUUUGACAAAAAUGUCAGAUAGAACCUUCUAAUUCUAAGGCGACGAUGUGUCUUCUAACUUGAGUGUGCGCCGUUUAGUAAUUUUGGCCCACUUGAGACUCAUCAUGUGUUCAAGCUCCCUUACGGCAACACAGCAGAUGCACAAAUAAUGAUCACGUGUGUUUCGUUUUGCUCACAAAUUGUGUUUUUAUAACAGCAAAAUCGUAUUGAAUCAUAAUGCUAUAUUGUGUCGUGUUUAUCAAAAUAAAUAUGGAUACAUCGACUCAAUUUAUGCACUUAUGGCACUGACUUUAUAAAGGGCUAGUUCACCCAAAACUGACAUUUGUCAAUAUAUAUUCUGUGUUUGUUUACUUGUCACAAGCCUGUUUGAGUUUCUCUCUGCUGAACACAAAAUAAGUUAAUCUGAGAGUUGUCUAAAACCUACAACCAUUGACUUCUGUAGUUUUUCUUUUUCUUAUUUCUUUUGUUUUUAAGUCCAAAUUUACAGAUUUUCAGUUUUCUUCAAAAUAUCUUGUUUUGUGUUUAACAGAAGAAAGAAACUCAUAAGGAUUUGGAACCCCUUAAGGGUGAUAGAAUUUUCAUUUGUUUUCCUUUCCUCAUCCUUCCAGCUGUAAAUUAAGUCCUAAAGUUACUUAUUUGACAAAAAAAAAAAAUGCAUUUAAUCUAUGAGAAAGUACACAGCACUUGUUUGUAUGCACAUUUUGAAAGACUGCAUAAAAAAACUUAAUGUAAAUACCAUGAGGCACACAACGGAGUAGCAUAAACAUUUUAUCCAUUCUGAAACAAAGUGCAUCGUCUACAAAGGACAUAUUUACCGAAUAAACUCCAGUAUGUGUAUCAAAAAAGUCAUGUGAGUUGGUUUUGAUGGAUUGAAGAGAGUUAUGUGUUGCCAUUAAUAGACAAACCAGCAGGCCAACCACAUUGUAAAAAAAAAAAUCUAAAAUGUUUUGGCCAUUCAAGGUCCGUCAUCAAAGUAAUAAGAUAUUAUUACCUCUGUCUUGAGCAUUUUAUGCCCCUUAAAGCACCAAAGUUGAACACACCUACAGUCAUAGUUUUUUUGUGCUGCUAUGUUCCUGCUUCUACUUUUCUUUGCCUCACCUCCUCAUUUGUUCUUUUCUGCUCUGUUGAUUGUGCUCACCUGUUUCUCUGUUUGCUCUGUCUGAGAUGUCAAGGAAAACAUUGACGCGUAAGUAAAUUUAAAUUUAGUAAUACUGGUAUAUCUAGGUAUGUAUGUUUAAAAAAUAUGUUCUCUUCACUUUUUAUAAUACUCAUUGGUAAAUGAAAUUUUCUAUACAUUUGCAGUUUUCAAACAUAUCAGAACGCAUGGGCAUUUGGGGGAAGUCUGUGUAUCCUUUUCCAGUCUUAAUCUUUAAUUUUUUUUUAAAUCUUAUUAUAUCAGUCAUUUAAAUGUUGGCUAAUGUAUUGCAGUUAUUAGAAUGAAUGUGUAUUGCACCCUGUCUGUCUUUUUUAACUAUUAAUUGUUCGUGGUGUUAUGUUUAAUGUGUUCCAGCAGUCUUUAGAUUUCGGCCUGACUUGUCAUCAACUCUCUUCUGCACUGCUGUUCUGGUCUUUCCCGUUUUUGCACUUGUUCUUCACCUUGUCUUGUUGCAUCUGUCUCCAGCCCUUGCCGUUAGCAUGUCCAACUCUUCCAUACCCAAGGUGGGACUCUCACUUAUGGCCGCGACAGACCAAGCCGACGCCAAACAAAUAAAAAAAAAACAAAACCCAACUGUGUUGCCGCCUCGCGUUGGAUCGUGUCUGGACCAAAAAGCUGCACGUGAACACACCGAAGAUACGAAAGCCGAGUGAAACGAGAGUCAUGUUGUGCAUAAGAGGACAUGUCUUUUUGCUCCGCAGGCGGCAGUAUCUGUUUUCUCAUUAUGCAAAGAGAAACCAAACUUCCGGCGCACAGAUGAAGCGCAAGCAAAGCAGCAUUUAGUACCAUUUAGUGUCAGUCACGCUGGAGGGAUUCACUUGUGAAAAUAUGUGCGAAAAACCAAUCAGAGCGCUUGCUUCAACCGACGACUGACACUGAGGAAAUUGACUAAGCACUGUUCGAAAUCACCUUCUAAUUGAAUGUUUUUGGUGUUUGUAUGGAUGGACGGUCCAUGUCAGUGCCGGAGGGAGAAUCACUCUAUCUAGACACCAAUGUUAAAGUAAACCAACAGCAAAGGAUCAGAUGGAGUUUCAGCGAUGUCGACAUUGCUGAAAUCACUGGAGACCUCAGUUUUAACUGUACAGGUGUUCAGUGCAAAGAUGGUGAUGGUAAAUUCAGAAACAGACUGAUACUGGACAGUCAGACCGGAUCACUGACCAUCAAAGACAGCAGAAUCACGGACACGGGAGUUUAUAAACUGCAGAUCAACGAGAGCAGACAAACUGAAAAAAUCUUCAUUGUUACUGUAAUUGGUUUUUUUCACUUUGGCUCUCAUGGAGAACCUGUGUUUGUAGUGAAGGGAGAUUCAGUCACUCUACACUCUGGUGUUGAAACAAACCAACAAGAAAAGAUCAGGUGGUAUUUUAACAACACCCGCAUCGCUCAAAUCACUGGAGAUUUCACUGAAAUCUGCACUGAUGUUCAGUGUAAUGAAGGCAAUGAGAGAUUCAGAAACCGACUGAAGCUGGAUCACCAGACUGGAAAUCUGACCAUCAUGAACAUCACAAACACAGACUCUGGAGUUUUUCGUCUUCGGAUCAUCAGCAAUGACAGCAUCAGUGAAAAGAUCUUCAUCGUUGCUGUAUUUGACAUUCCUGGUGUGGAAAUGAGAAGGAAAUCAGUAAGGAAGGGAGAAUCUGUCACUUUUGAGACUUGUUUAGUAAACAGUCAAAGCUAUGUGAUGACGCUGUAUUUUAAUAACACUCGCAUCACUGAAAGGACUCCCAAUAAGACCUGUUCAGAUGGCCAGUGUAAAGAUAAUGAUGAUGAGAGAUUCAGAGGCCGACUGAAGCUGGAUCAUCAGACUGGAUCUCUGGCCAUUAUGAACACCACAAACACAGACUCUGGAGAUUAUAAACUACUGUUCAACAGCAGCUUAUUCAGCAUCAUGAAGAUGUUCAGUGUUAAAGUCACUGCUGUUCCAGAUUCAAAUGGGCGCUCUAAUAGAAUAGUUGGUGUUUUUUUGGCUGUUGCUCUGCUGAUGGUUGCAGUUGGGAUUUUGGUUGUCUUGAGAAAUCGUCACAUCAAUCGUGCACAUGAACAUUAUGGCAAGCAUUACAUAACUCUAAUUUUACAAGAUGGGGAUAUAAGCUUUAAAACCAGAUUUACUUUUUAAGUUUUAUAUAUAUAAACACACAUACAGUUGUAU
Molecule: messenger RNA, 3326 nt
Organism: Danio rerio (zebrafish)
Lineage: Eukaryota; Metazoa; Chordata; Actinopteri; Cypriniformes; Danionidae
Source: RefSeq, a predicted model, not a curated record